GGUUGCCAGGGCGACAGGAACACAAUAUGGCGGCCGGAUCCUAACGCCCGCCAGCCAGGGACCACCGCGAAGGUCCUCGAGCCGGAAGCCGCCUCAGGAAGGCAGAAGGCCGGUACCAGUCUCCGCGUGUGCUCUCGGCCCGGGCCGGCCGGGGCCGUCGCCGCCAUCCGCGUUAGGAUGAAGAACUACAAAGCAAUUGGCAAGAUAGGAGAGGGAACGUUUUCUGAAGUUAUGAAGAUGCAGAGCCUGAGAGAUGGAAACUACUAUGCAUGUAAACAAAUGAAACAGCACUUUGAAAGUAUUGAGCAAGUGAACAAUCUGCGAGAAAUCCAAGCACUGAGACGCCUGAAUCCUCACCCAAACAUUCUUACGUUGCAUGAAGUGGUUUUCGACAGAAAAUCUGGUUCUCUUGCACUAAUGUGUGAACUUAUGGACAUGAAUAUUUAUGAGCUAAUACGAGGGAGAAGACAUCCAUUAUCAGAGAAAAAGAUCAUGCAUUACAUGUACCAGUUAUGCAAGUCACUCGACCACAUGCACAGAAACGGGAUAUUUCACAGAGAUGUAAAACCAGAAAAUAUACUAGUAAAGCAGGAUGUCCUGAAACUAGGGGACUUUGGCUCGUGUCGGAGUGUCUACUCCAAGCAGCCCUACACAGAGUACAUCUCCACCCGGUGGUACCGGGCCCCAGAGUGUCUUCUCACCGAUGGCUUCUACACGUACAAGAUGGACCUGUGGAGUGCUGGCUGUGUGUUCUACGAGAUUGCCAGCCUGCAGCCCCUCUUCCCUGGUGUGAAUGAACUGGACCAGAUCUCAAAAAUCCAUGACGUCAUUGGCACACCUUGUCAGAAGACCCUCACCAAGUUCAAACAGUCGAGAGCUAUGAGUUUUGAUUUUCCUUUUAAAAAGGGAUCAGGAAUACCUCUACUGACAACCAAUCUGUCCCCGCAAUGUCUCUCCCUCCUGCAUGCAAUGGUGGCCUAUGACCCUGAUGAACGAAUCGCAGCUCACCAAGCCCUUCAGCACCCUUAUUUCCAGGUGCAGAGGGCAGCGGAGACACAGACCCUGGCCAGCCACAGAAGAUCUUUCUUCCCCAAGUACCCCACGGUGCCAGAGUCACCCAGGCACAACUGGCCAUUCUCAAAGGAGGGCAGAAAACAGCAGCCCCUGAGACAAGAGGAAAGCCAUACCAGGAGACAAGGGCCGGCCAGCUUGAUGGAGCUGCCCAAACUCAGACUGUCCGGAGUGACCAGACUGUCGUCAUGUUCGAGCCCGACGCUGCGGUCAGUGUUGGGCACUGGAGCAAACGGAAGAGCCCCUGUGUUGAGGCCCUUGAAGUGUACUGGUGUGAACAAGAAGGUAGUCUCUGGCUUCUCUGUGGGCUGCUCUAGGGCCUGACCUCCGCCUCCACUCAGGGUCUCUGGUUCUUCUCCACCAGACAGACACGCAGAAGGACAUCAAACCUCACCUGAGACAGUGUCACCUGCCCACGAUCAACAGGAAAGGGGGCGAAUACUGAACAGCACACCAUCUGGUCACCCUCUUGGAGAGCAAGGGCAGGCGCCACGGGCAGGCUUAGGCCUCUGCAGCUGAGUGUGGGUAGGCCAGAGGGAUGCCAUGUGCUGGUGGCCUCGCCAUGCUUGGUGGCCCAGGACAUGCUGCCUCACUGGAGCCUCGUGUGUUUGCAACCCCAAAGCAGCUGUACUGAAUGUUCCAGUUUAAUAUAUUUGUAAAACCACCUCA
Molecule: messenger RNA, 1740 nt
Organism: Phodopus roborovskii (desert hamster)
Lineage: Eukaryota; Metazoa; Chordata; Mammalia; Rodentia; Cricetidae
Gene: Mok
Product: MOK protein kinase
Exons: 11
Coding region: 178-1395 (405 amino acids)
Biological process (GO): intracellular signal transduction; protein phosphorylation
Cellular component (GO): cytoplasm; nucleus
Molecular function (GO): protein serine/threonine kinase activity; ATP binding
Source: RefSeq, a predicted model, not a curated record